AAGCGCCGGUUUGUGACGACUUUGGAGUGAGAUCAGGUGGACCCCCAUGACUUCAAUUCACCAGAGUCUUUUAAGUUUUUGGGAUUCUCCGUUCACCAAAGGCAUGCAAGAAAAAUCAAAGUCGUAUUCACAAAUUCAACGUAACACGGGACCACCUCACCAGGAGGAGAACAGGCAGAAGGACCCCAGUCAGUGGCUCCAGCAAUGCGAAGCCAGUCAGUGCAAACCCCAGCACCAACCUCCAGAGGACCGUACAGACACGACUCCCUGCUGGAUCAGUAAACUUUCUGUUGCUGCAGUUACACAGACCAACCAUCCAAAAUCCAGAUAUGAAGGGAAAUCGCUGUGUGGGAGCUGCAUUGGAACCUGGCUAGCAUCUCUCCUGGUGUGUGUGAUGUUCGCUGAGGGAAAACAGAUGCUGACCCUUCUCUUACACCUGAAGAGGAAGGAAAAGACUUGUGAGCCGACAAACAAGAAUUGCCUAGGGAGACAACAGAAACCCCAAUCCGCCCACUGGAGUGUUCCCCCUUAUAAUGCAAGCAAGCAUGUUCCUCACCUGCGCAGGAGAUGGAUGCUUCUGGUGUUUAAACACGUCAUCCGAGGUUACGGGAAGCGAGAGCUUAAAAACUUUCAAAAGUUCAUCUCCGGGGCCCAUUAUAUCUUCUCCUGA
Epinephelus fuscoguttatus (brown-marbled grouper) is the source of this 670-nucleotide messenger RNA. RefSeq lists its product as uncharacterized. The coding region runs from base 47 to 670 and encodes 207 amino acids. The record is from RefSeq and is a predicted model, not a curated record. Lineage: Eukaryota; Metazoa; Chordata; Actinopteri; Perciformes; Serranidae. The transcript has 6 exons.